This is a messenger RNA of Porites lobata, 2590 nucleotides long. NCBI's taxonomy places the organism in Eukaryota, Metazoa, Cnidaria, Anthozoa, Scleractinia, Poritidae. The record is from the annotation of a GenBank genome assembly.
AUGAGUUCCAGCACAGGUCCUGUUGAAUGCUCCAAAUUAAUGCUCUAUACUGCAAUGAAUGAGAUACCUUUAAAAGGUGAGGUUUAAAGCUCUAAUUUUGCAAACAAAAUUAUUUACGAUCAGUUAAUUCGAGCUUUAUAGUAAUUAUUAGUUAAAGCUAGAUACAGGUUUUUCUACAGUAGCUACCACAGAGGAAAAAGUAUGAGUUAAAAAUCUUACACAUAGAAAACUGCGCCUGUAAUUAACAACGGUGCCAAAGGACCAAUAAUUGAAGGGAUUAAAAAGGCCCACAGAGAAAAGUGUACCUUUCGUAGCUUUCUUUAAUAAAAAGUAUUAUUAAAUAACCCGUGAAAAAUUUACCUCAUGUUGAUGUUAUAUUUCAGGUUCUGCCGUUGCUGUUGCUGGAGCCCUACCAUUGACUCUACCCAUUGCUGCAGGUAGUUUUAUAAGUGUUAAGUUAGUGUUUCUUUAUAAUUUCAUUAAACUGCAACAUAUUUAACAAAUAGAUUCCAUGUUGUCGUGCGUCUGUUCAGUUAUAGAUCACAGAUGACGUCAAAAUAUAGCAAAAUGGUAAAGAAGUGGCACACUAGCCGCAGGCGAAUGUGUUACUGAUGUUUUUACCAAAUUUUGACGUCUUCUGUGAUCUAUUACUUAACAGCCCCACGGAAACAUGGAAUCUAUUGGUUUUAUACAAUUAUCAGAAAAGUAAAAAGACCGAUACACAUUACCUGAAUCGUACCGCUUGAUUGUUCGAGGAUUUCUGCUAGUUUAGGCAUAUUUUAAGUCCCAAACGCUAUUUCUCGUUUCCUGCUUCUUAUUUUUUUGUUACUCUUAUUUGUAUACGGUUUGUGCGACAAAUUGUCCAACGUCUUCACUUGCUUAAAGAGAAAUAAAGGCGAAAACAUUUUGCAAAACAGCGAGUCUCUCGUAACGAUGACACACGAUGGCAACUGUUGUGAAGUUUUCUUGUAGUUUAGGUAUUCUCAAGUUGUCAUGAACUCUUUUUGGCUCCAUUUCUCCAGGUUUCGUCCUAGUAAAUAGCUCCUGCUAAACUUUUUACCAGGCUUUCACUUGCUUAUUGAAAAAUCGAAAUAAUCUCACAAAAAUUUUAAAAACCGCGCUCCAUGUUGAACAAAACAAAGAAAACAAGUUUACCGUGACGUCAUCCAUGUAUCUGAACGUUCAAGAGAGAAUGAUCUCUUGGUAUACUCUGAUAGAUCAUGGUUAACGACCAAUCACAAAGCGCGUAACAUUCACAUCGUUGUAUAAACGUACAUAGAUACAUAUGUACGUGCACACCAAUGCCAGCAAAUCUUUGAAAAAAAAAACAAAAAACAAAAAAAACAAACAAAAACAAACAAAAACAAAAAACAAAACAAAACAACAACAAAAAAACAGUAGUUUCUCUAGCAACCUUUGUGGCAUUACAGGUGUGGUAUGGAAUCCCUAAUGAAAGGGUUCCCAAGUCUCCACUAAAUAGUGGGUAAGGUGGGGAGGGAGGGUGUGUGUAAAUGAGAGUGUUGUAGGCAUUAAAACAAAUAAAAUUGGUUAAAAGUUAAAUAGUUAGAAAAAGCACCAAUAUUGAGCGACCAACAACUGCAAUGCAGCCACGUCCAACACAAAUAUACAGUGCAAAGUAAAAUGUUAAAAGUUAAAAACACCGAUAUUGAGCGACCAACAAACCAUGAGACAAAUUGUUUUUCAAACAGUCGACCAUCUCAUAUGAAUGAGUGUCUGGGGUGUAUAUUAACUAUAAGUUUGCUGAAGUUUUCCUCUUAUUUGCUAUAAAAAAGCUAAUAUUUCUUGAUCUUAUUAUAACUUUCUUAACAGGUUUGACCGUAGGAACAGGUGUAGCUGGCCCAGUGAUUAAUCGUGUCAUACCGUUUACUGAUCCUUGUAAGUGGGUAAAGUACUUUUGGCCUGCAAGCCAAGAAGAGAUUACAGCUGUUCAGGAGUUUGUCCGUACUAAAGCCUGCAUUUUACAACAGGUAAGACGGGUGGUUUAAUUACAGACAAGCCCGGUCAAGCGUAGCGCCCAAGAUUCCAUUAAUGAAUUUAUGAAUCAAAAGUUAAAUCUGUUGGUAGUUGUAGAUUUCAGAUUCAUCUGUGCAUUCUUACAAGCGUAAUGAACCGUGAAUGGUCGUGAAUUCACACGCGAGGCAAUUAAUUCAAUAUCUACCAGAAUUUGAUGUAAAGGUCUUCGAAGCAGUUGUUAUAACCAUUCAAAGAUUUUCAAUCUCACCAUAUACAGAGAUAUUCUCAUAAAAAAAAAAUUCGCAUGCAGGAAUGCCGAUUUGAAUUUGACACUUGUUACAGGAACGACCACUGGAUUCUUUUUUGAAAUAAUCAAUUCAUUAAUGGUAUCUUGAGGGGUACGCUUGACCUGCCUUGACUGUAACUAACAAUCAGAAAUGUCAAUGAUAAUGAUGAUGAUUUUGUUGUUGACUAUACUGAUGAUGAUGAUGAUGAUGAUGAUGAUGAUGAUGAUACUCCUGCUGGCUGGCUGGUUCAAAGAGUCAGUACGUGUGCACAUACAGCUAUUUCGAGAAAGGUUGCCGGAAAAAGUGCUCGAGACUAUCUCGAAAGGUAA